This is a messenger RNA of Ooceraea biroi (clonal raider ant), 2190 nucleotides long. RefSeq names its product THO complex 1-like protein Hpr1 (gene Hpr1). Lineage: Eukaryota; Metazoa; Arthropoda; Insecta; Hymenoptera; Formicidae. Gene Ontology annotation, cellular component: THO complex part of transcription export complex. The record is from RefSeq and is a predicted model, not a curated record. Gene Ontology annotation, biological process: signal transduction; mRNA export from nucleus. Gene Ontology annotation, molecular function: protein binding.
UCAUGCUCCGUCACGGAAAUUCGGAACGCCGCUUUGAAGUGAUUCUGAAGGUUAUGUUUGGUUUCUCGAGCAAGAAAUUGUGCUGUUGUGAAGCGAAUACAUCAAAGCUGGAAAUUAUUUUUUGCAAUAAAAGGAACAAUAAUUUAUGUCGAUACGAUUGUAGAAGUCGUCAUGGCGAUGUUUGAAGUGUUGCGGAAAGACUACAGUAAUUACCUGCAACAAUAUUUCAAGCUGUCAGACGUAGUGUCCUUUCAAAAGAAGUGCAUCGAACGCUGCACGAACGAUGGUGAUAGAAAAGCGGCGAUCGAUCAAGCGCUCCGGGACACUUUAUUGGUGGUGUUGACGGAGAACGCUUCUGGCAAUGUGCAUUCCCUGGAAUCGUACAUCACAUUCUGCAUAGACUUAUGCAGAAAGGAUCUGGCGACGGCGAGCAUGCCGGUGAUGUUGCUGGGUGAUAUCUUCGAUUCGAUGACUCUAGACAGAUGCGAGCAGUUGUUCACGUUUGUCGAGAACAACGUAGCAGUGUGGAAGGAAGAGUUGUUUUUUACCGCCUGCAAGAACAAUUUACUGAGAAUGUGCAAUGACCUGUUGAGAAAACUGUCUCGAUCGCAGCAGACUGUGUUUUGUGGAAGAAUUCUCUUGUUCCUUGCCAAGUUCUUCCCUUUCUCCGAAAGGUCAGGCUUAAAUAUCGUCAGCGAGUUCAAUGUGGAGAACUACACGGAGUUCGGCUCUGAGAAAGUGGAAGGUGACGAUCUGGAACAAAUAGCCAAAGAUGAGGACAAAUCGGAGAAUAAGAUACCGAUUGAUUAUAAUCUGUACAGAAAGUUUUGGGCUCUGCAAGACUUUUUUAGAAACCCGAAUCAGUGUUACAAUAAAAUGCAUUGGAAGGUUUUUUCAACCCAUGCAUCCAGUGUAUUGUCAGCAUUCACGUCCUUCAAAUUGGAGGAGCAACGUAGUUACCCUACAACGUGUAUCAAGAUGGACACCGCUGUGGAAGGCUCGCACAAGGAAACUCACUAUUUCGCGAAAUACCUGACUAAUCAGAAGUUGCUGGAACUGCAGCUGUCCGAUUCCAACUUCAGACGUUACGUAUUGCUGCAGUUUCUGAUUCUCUUCCAGUAUCUGAAUAGCACUGUGAAAUUCAAAGCCUUCCUUGCCAGUGGCUAUGAGACAAGUGAGACGCACGAGCUCAAACCGGAUCAAGUGGAGUGGGUGAAGAGCACUACGGAGCAAGUUUACACUCUACUGACCGAGACGCCACCCGACGGCUCGACGUUCGCGGAGACCGUAAAGAACAUUUUGAAACGCGAGGAGCAUUGGAACGCGUGGAAGAACGAGGGUUGCCCGCCCUUCAAGAGACCGGCAUCGGAUGCCCAUGGUGACGAGGAACCGCGGAAACCGAAGAGAUUGAGACGGAGAAUCGGUGAUGUAAUCAAGGACGCGCAGGCGGCUAACAGAUAUUACGUGGGAAACCCGGAACUCACUAAACUGUGGAAUCUGUGUCCCAACAAUCUCGAAGCUUGCAAAUCUAAGGACAGAGAUUUCCUGCCAUCCUUAGAAACGUACUUCGAGGACGCCAUAAUGGAAUUGGAUCCGGCCGCGAUGGUCGAUGACAAGUACAAAAAAGUAAAUGACGGCAACUUCGGUUGGAGAGCGUUAAGACUAUUAGCGAGACGAAGCCCGCACUUCUUCGUCCAUGGUAAUUAUCCCAUAAACAAAUUGCCUGAGUACCUCGAGACGAUGAUUAAGAAGAUUGCCAAAGAUCGUCCAACACAGUCCGAUGUGAAAAUGGAAAACGAGGAAACACCACCGUCGGAGUCUAAUGAUCAGGAAUUUAACGAGGACGUCCUGAAGCAGGAGAGCGAACAAGUAGACUCAGAGGGCACUGAUAUAAAAACCAGAAAAUUCAAUAAAGUCACGUCAGAAAUGGUGGCAAAAUUAUCAGAAAGCCUGUCGAAUGAUUGGAAAAAAUUAGCGACGAAACUUGGUUACACCACGGACGAAAUUGCCUUUUUCCAAAGCAAAUCUACACCGUUCGAGCAAUGUAAAAGUAUGCUCGAGAUAUGGGCAGAAGAGGACGAAGAUGCAUCGGUGGAGAAUUUAGCUUAUAUAUUGGAGGGUUUAAAAUAUACAGAAGCAUUAACGGUGCUUAAAUCUUAAAUAUUAAUUUAGCAUUGUUUAUUCGAGAAA